Molecule: messenger RNA, 731 nt
Organism: Solea solea (common sole)
Lineage: Eukaryota; Metazoa; Chordata; Actinopteri; Pleuronectiformes; Soleidae
Product: protein BTG3-like
Exons: 1
Coding region: 64-564 (166 amino acids)
Biological process (GO): negative regulation of mitotic cell cycle; negative regulation of cell population proliferation
Cellular component (GO): nucleus; cytoplasm
Source: RefSeq, a predicted model, not a curated record
ACCAUCAUCUUAUUACUGCUCUGUCUUUGAACACACGCUGAAGAAGAACACUGUUCAAACAACAUGGAAGCUUUUGGAAGCAUGAGAGAGGAAACUGUAGCUGUGCUGAUUUACCUGAGGAAGCUUCUGAAUAAGAUCGGGAAGCUGGAUUCAUACAUGGUUGAGCCAUUCCUUGAGAGCCUGGGAGUCUCACUGCAAGAGAAGUUCAGAGGACACUGGUACCCUGAAAACCCCAGCAAAGGACAGGCAUACAGGUGCAUCCGAAUCAACAGGUUCAGCAGAGAGGAUCCAGUGCUGCUUCAGGCCUGCAGAGAGAGUGGAGUUCAGUACAGCGACCUGGGACUGCCCCGUGAACUCACGCUGUGGAUAGAUCCUGGGGAGGUCUGCUGCAGAUAUGGAGAAGGAAGUAUGUUCUUCUCACUGGCCACUUUCUCUACAAAGGUGGAGGACAAAGGGAGAUCACAUACUCGCCCUCUUACCACCAACACCAGGCACUGUUCCAAGAAAUUGAACCGAAAUGCUUCCGAGUGGUAUCCAAAAAAAAUGGUACCUGUGAAACAGUGACAUUCAUCCACUGCCUCAUUGACGUUUCAGGCCUCACGGGCAAACCCGGCUUCUCCUAGUACUGGAGACAGGGUCAGAACUCACAGAUGACUUGCAGGACAUUUUGUUUGUGAUGACAUGUACAUUUGUAGAUAUUUUUUCAAAAUAAAUGAAUUAUUAAGAACACA